UGGGAUGUGCCAAGAUGGCGGUGCUGUUGAAGAUGGCGGGUGAAUUGGGAGAGGAGCUGCUGGACGCCGAGAGUGCGGGGGAGGGCGGCUCCAGGCAGCAGCUGGAAAUUGAAAGUGAGGAACAGAAGGAUUUGUACGACGAUCUGAUAAAUGAUAUAAUAGGAGUGCCUUUGAAUAAUGGGCUGGUUCCUAAAGAGACACCCUUUGAUUUCGUGCCAGCGCCCAAAUCCUUCAACAUCACCAUACAGACAAAGCCUGUCGUUGUCAGUAAACCUGCUCUUCCACAGAGGAUCGAAAUUCCAUGUUCCGAAGAGAAGGUUCUGCUCAUCGGAAAUCUGACGUGGUGGACAACAAAUGACGACAUCAUGGCGGCCAUUCGUACAGCUGGAAUAUGUAACGUCGAUCGAAUCAAAUUUUAUGAAGUUCAAAAAGGCGGACAGUCAAAAGGAUUUGUUAAGGUGUGUUUGUCAUCAGACUGGGAUCUCAAUAGACUGUUAGAAAUGCUUCCAAAGAAAGAGAUCCAUGGAAGAAUUCCUGAUGUUCGUUGUUUCACCAUGUCAAAUCGACAGUACUUUGAAAUGCAGUUCAUAAAUGCAAUGGAAAAUUCCAAGUUGCACUUACCCGACGAGGAAGGGCAGGAGGAUUAUGAUAAAGAUGAUCCCGAGAAAAGUGACAACGAAUCUCUGCCCGACGCUUUGGAAGAAGCCACUGAAGAUCCCGACUUUGAAGAGGAAACGCCUUCGCCUUUCCAACAGCCGGUUGUGAAACUCAUCAGUGAAGCCUGUCAUCCUCCCUGUCCUCCUCCCCCCAACGUUAUGUUGCGUCACUUAAUUCCAUUGGGAUUACCAGCCGGGAACCUUCUACCUCCUGGUCUUAUCAGACACAGUCAGACUUUAAAUACUCCUCAUGGCAACCUUCCCACCUUCCUAACACCAGUCAGCACAGGACAGACUGUUUUAGACAGUAGCACGAAUCCACAGCAGGGUUACUGUGCUUAUACUCUGGAUUACAGAAUACCAAGAAGGGAAAUGCAUUUUCCAGAGAAAUCGCCCAAUACAAUGGAGUUUGUUACCGAAAUAAACAGAACACAGAAUUUUCCACCGAGUGACGGGUCUGUGGUGAGCAAAGAUGGCCAUUCAAAUGAUUAUGGGACUCUAAUUAAACUGGUUUCCUUAGUUAAGCAAUCAAAAGCAAUUGCACAGGAUGGAUACAGGGAUUCACCAAACUGCACUCCAGAGAAGCCUCACAAUGAAGAACCCAAACCCAAACCACACGCCUCGGGAUCGUGGGAGAAGGAGCUUUCAAGGAAAAGAGAAAAGCGGAGAUCGGGCGAGAGGAGCGGGAGUCGGAGAGAUCGUUCUAGAAGUCCGGGUUCCCACGAGCGUUAUUACCGAGAGAGAGAACCCGAUUACGAUCGAGGGAGACAGCACAGUCAUCAAAGAGAUCACUCUCCACACAGGGAUUAUUACCCAGAGAGAAACCGAGAACAAAGGGACAGCUGUGGGAAAGACAGACCCUGUGAUUCACCCAGGUAUUCCUCCAGAAGUAACGAGUCCUGGGAUAAGUAUCCACCAAAGACUAGUCAAGGACAAGAUUACACUCAAGAAAAAUAUUGUGGAAUAAAGCCGGACAAAGACAGAAAUUACCGAUUUUAAUGGUACGUGUGUGUACUGUACCUUGUUUCCUCGAACUUGUGAGACCUCUGUGUAGAAGCUUCAAAAGCGAUCACAAAUAAAUCAACACCAAGAGUGUUAAACUCUAAUCUUUCUUAGAAAAUCUGACUAUUUUCAAAUUGUCUGUUAUAAUUCAUAAUUAUUAUUAUUAUUAUUAUCCUGCAAUUUUUUUUUUGGUGGGGAACAAAUUAUACCUGUGGCGAUUAUUGGGAAAGGUUGAGAGUUUUGAAAUUGUUAAAUAAACAAAGACGCAUUUGACUAUUACUGUAGGAGAGCUCAGUGUGUAUCAUAGUAUGUCGAAUAAUUUUUACGUUGCACUUUGUUGUUUAAAAGAAAAACCCUGUCGAAUUUGGGUUUGUGGUUUUGUAGUGGUGUUAGUUGCAAUACUACCGAUGGCACCCAUACCUUUGACAUUGAAACUUUAUUCACUCUUUAACACACUCACUGUCUGAUUGGAAACGGCAGUGGUGAAGGUUUGGACCGCAGAAGGUAGCGUGAUUGGUGUAACCGUAUCCACUGAUAAUGUCAUUUGUGUUCUGCAGGUUUGAAGAAAGUGCAGAAAAGAAUCUUUUUUUUUACACACAUAUUAAAACAAAAAGCACAGACUCAAGAAAAUUGAUUGUGCUUCUGAAAAGAAUUCAAACUAUUCAGAACACUAGAAAUAUUGGAUCUUAAUUCCAGCUAAAUCAAACUUGGAAAGGAUCAGUGGUCACUGGGAGAACACUGGACAGACUUAAUAGCGACCUAUUAAGAUUACCCCAUAAAGACACCAGCAUUUUCCCUCUUCAGACCAACUUUUCUUUGUCUGCUGAAGUGUUGAUCUUGCUAGGAGGUUGACUGUGUUAUCUGCAAAUUGUAUUGUAUCGAUACAAUAUUAACGGGGGGAAAAAAACGAAUUGUUUUCACUUUUAUUUUAAGUCCCACACUUAUUCUCAUGUAUUAAGUGGUUCAAGAACUCAAAGCGUCACCGUAGAAAAGUCUAAUUCCUGCUGGAGGUGAAUGCCUACUCGCUAUAUUUUUCUUAGCAGUAUUUGCAUUCUACUUUUGGAAUUCACAGUUAAAAAUAUUGCAACACCUUUGAUGCGUUUAAAUUGUAUUUUGGUCGAAUGUUUGUUCGAAACCAUUACCAGACCAGCUUGCAAGCGAAUAACAAAUGAUGUGUGUCUGUGCAAUUUGAGUCAUUAAACAUGAAUUUUAAUGUUAAAAA
Messenger RNA from Callorhinchus milii (elephant shark), 2880 nucleotides. RefSeq names its product cleavage and polyadenylation specificity factor subunit 6-like. The coding region runs from base 15 to 1655 and encodes 546 amino acids. Lineage: Eukaryota; Metazoa; Chordata; Chondrichthyes; Chimaeriformes; Callorhinchidae. Gene Ontology annotation, cellular component: mRNA cleavage and polyadenylation specificity factor complex. Gene Ontology annotation, molecular function: mRNA binding. The record is from RefSeq and is a predicted model, not a curated record. The transcript is spliced from 9 exons. Gene Ontology annotation, biological process: mRNA alternative polyadenylation.